AUGAUAGCUUCGAAUUAUUUUUCUAUACCAUUCAGACUUAAUUGGAACUACAAGAUCAAGACGAAUUUGACUGUAGACAUCGCGGUUCUACAAACUGUACUUGGUGCCUUGGUGAUCUGUGUGAUUUUGAUUAGCUACUGCAUCAAACAGAAGUCUUUGGUGCGGAUCGCUAAUCGAUUAAUCAUCAUCGAGCAUGACAUAGAUCGUCUGUAUGAUCUAUAUUAUCCACUACAACGACAACGUAUCUUCUACACUAUGAUCAUUGUUUGCAUCUUGAAGAUUUGCCUUUUGAUACUUCUCUUGUUCACUCAGAUCGUAACCGGUCAUACAGAUCCAAUCUCAUGGUUGACAGACGUUUUGCCGACAUUUCAUGUGGGUUGGCUACUGAUACAAUACUUCCUGUUGGUAACGGUCAUUCAGACAGAUUUCGCUGAUGUAAAUCGACUGAUACAAAGCCUAACCAGGACUAAUGCACCUGAUCUUCGACUGCAGUCUCUCUAUCAAACGCGUCGUAUUAUAAUCAACAAUUCCACCGUUUAUCAACUGUUGCAACUACGAGAUGUGCAUUGUCAUCUCUGUAAAAUCUCUGAGGAUGUGUCGAGUUUCUAUUCACUAUCAGUACUAUUCGGCAUCGUAUUUCUCUUUCUGACACUCAUAUAUAAUGUAUUAUUGAUGUCAUUGUCUGGAUAA
This is a messenger RNA of Atta colombica, 690 nucleotides long. RefSeq lists its product as uncharacterized. Lineage: Eukaryota; Metazoa; Arthropoda; Insecta; Hymenoptera; Formicidae. Bases 1 to 690 code for a protein of 229 amino acids. Gene Ontology annotation, cellular component: membrane. The transcript has 2 exons. Gene Ontology annotation, biological process: sensory perception of taste. The record is from RefSeq and is a predicted model, not a curated record.